Molecule: messenger RNA, 13025 nt
Organism: Caenorhabditis auriculariae
Lineage: Eukaryota; Metazoa; Nematoda; Chromadorea; Rhabditida; Rhabditidae
Source: the annotation of a GenBank genome assembly
AUGGUGAGUGCGGUCGGAGCGUUUCAUCUCACGCGCACCGGUUUUUGUUAACUUUAAAAUUUUUAGGUUUGAUGUUCAUUGUAAUUUCUCUCUCUUCUUCUUCUUUUUUUCUUUUUCGAAAAUCCAGGUACAAAUUUUUACACUUAUUGAUGCAUGGUUCAACGUUGGUAAUUUUUUUGUUCUUCAUGUUUUUUGCGAUGAGAGUCUUGGUUUUCUUUUCGUUGAUAUAAUAGAUUAAUCAAAUCUAUAUGCUAAAAUUAAUCUCAAAACAAGUCAUCACUUUGAUUGCGCUCGUGUUGCAUGAUAAAUAGUUCGUAUGAUAACCCGCCAGUUCGAAUUUCUUAUUAAAAAAGUUUUUUUUACAUUCCUUUCCCUCUCAAGAAGCUUUUUAACUCACAAGAAAUAAAACGGAAAAAUAAUACUCUUCAAUUAAAAGUGUUAAAAAACUGCGUCAUCUGGAGCCGUGAGAAAAUUUAUUUAUGGUUAAAACCGUAGGGCUUGCUGUCAAAAGUGUGAUGUUAUACACGUUAACGAACUGGAAACCUAUGUGUUCGAGUUUGCUGUUCAAAGGGCCUUAAGGAAUAAGUUUAGUUGAACGAAUGAAGGUAUAAAAAUUUUUAAAAAACUUACUAGACUAAGAAUUUUUUUCUACAUUCGUUCCAUAAACGCGUUUGACCUCGAAUUCUUGCGAAAAUAUGCGUCGCGUACGCAACGCUUCACCUUGCCAAUUAUCCACCUUGCCUUUUAAGUUGAAUUGAAUAUAAUCUUAUUUUUUUUGUCUACCAGUGAAUGUAUCCUUUUUGUUGAUGAUUUUGUUAUUUAAUGUGGUCGUUAAAUGAUAUUCGAUAAAAUAGAUAUACUGUACGUUGUUCUUACAUGAUAAAUCGCAAUAAUAGAAGCCUAGUGGUAUUCCUGUAUAGCGAAAAUUCCUGAACCCGAAGGGGCGGGACGAGCCAGGACGAAUUUAGAAGGUCUGCGCAACGCCAGCCACGUUUUUGCGCAACGCAACAACCUUUUUUCAGGGCAAAUGCGUAGGCAAUGCUUUCCGCAGCUCACUUUACGCGCGUUCCGCAGAAACCAGCAAUGCGCUCCGCAUCGUUUCCUGGGAGUUUUGUUAAUUUCUAAAUAUCAUAUUUUCAGAUGAACCUUUCUGUUCUUCGUGAGCGUACCAAGGUUAAAAACAAAAUUGUUUAAAAAAUAUUAAAUUUUUACAGGAAUAUUUUCUAUGGAUCUGCUUUUGUCCUCUUUUAUUCACUUUUUCGAUUAUCAGCGUUGCGCAGAUCUUUUUCCGUUUUAUAACAUGGUUUGUUUGCUUUCUUGUUUCGUAAAUAAUAUUCUAACGUUGCAGUAAUUAUGAUAAACCUCGAAUGGUAUUAUUGGGUUAUUUUGUUCUGGUUUUGGCCGUGUUCGUAGCUUAUGCCUGUCUUUAUACAGAUUUUCUUUCAAUCAGCUUACAAAAAUUUUCUGGUGAUUUUAGUAUUCGGCUCCUAGAAUAAAAUUUUAUUUUUUCAGCAGUUAGUUAUGUUGUCUUCAAGAUUGCAAGAAUCAUAUUUACCUGGAGUUUCUCUUUCUGGCCAGCGAUGGGACUUUUUCUAGCCACCUUAUCAUGUUUGUUUUUUUUCUUUCGAGAAGUUGUUUAGUAUAUCAAUCUCAGGAAAUUUAUAUAGUUUUAAAAAAACAAUCGAAAAUUGAAGAAGGUUUAGUAGUUUUGAAAUUCGAGAAGUGAAAAUUUGAGACGAUUAUUUUUCAGUAUAAAUCUUCUGUUUUCAAACUGUCUUUUAUCAUCUAUUUUGGGCUGAAUUGGUCAUUUUUAGCCGAAUCGGCUGAACUUUUCCUGUUUCAAAAAAAUCUAGUACGGCUGUGCAUCUUUUUUGGAAGCUGUGUAGAUAUAAAAUCCACUUUUUAGUAGCAUAAUAGACUGGUUUCAGUAUAUAACUGGCAUGGCCUUAUUUUUUAUGAUUUCGAUACAUUUGACCGGGAGUCAAAAAUUUAGUGAGAGGUUAAAUAAAGUUUUUAAAAAGUUUGGAAUUUCUUUCACGAUUCAGUUCAACUCCACAUCGUAAUUUUUUAACGACCUUUUAAUGAUAAGAGAUUCAUAUUUCAGAAAUGUUUUCAUUUCUAUUUUCAGACUUCUUGCACAAGAGCUACGAGUACGUGAGGCAGAAGACAAAGACUUUUCUUGACGACACCUUUACUGCCGACGAAUUAGAGCGCUCGGUGAUCGACGGCGAAAGUAAAGUUCCUGCUUCGGAAGAAGCCGUUGAUUCUGGCGACGCCGCGGACGUCGUCCUUUCCGGCUGGGGGUCGCGGGGUCUGUUUUCCCCUCAAAAUUAGAAAAAUCACCUGUACAGGGAAUAUAACUGGGGUUUCAUACAUAAUGAUGAUAACAGAUAUUGUAAAGGAAAACACAUUCAAGAUGGUUAGCGACAAAAUGGAACUUAUAUUACCUUUAAGCCAAAUCAAAUGUUUUUGAUCAAUGUUUUCGAGUAUGAAGUUAUCUCUUGAAAUAAAAAAUCGAAUAUUAUCCCGAAUUCGCGACACGUAAUUUCAAAAAGUAAAAGCUUUCACCAUUAUAUCUUGAAACUGGAUUAGAAGAAAUUUUCUUGACUUUUUGGUGUUGGGCUCUUCUGCGAUAGUACCAGAUUCAUUGGAAUUUUAUUUCAGCCAGAUAAUGAUGAAGAGUGACCGGAAAGAAAUGUUCAUUGGCACCUUAUUAUUCAAAAAAACUUUCACAGACUUAUUUAUUCAUUCAAUGAUUUUCUGUUUCAGCUUUCGAUCGGAACCAGAAGUUCUCUGCUCCUUCUAGAUGCUUGAAGAUUCGGGGCUUACUCAAAGAAAACGAUCCGUUCGUUUUUUUUUUCGUUGGAACUUUAGAAAACAUUUUUCUGUUCGUCUUAUCCUUAAACGUAUUAUGUGCUCCGGAAUUACGAAGGUUUUCACUUCAGAGCAACCGUGCUAGACAUGUCGCUGGUGUUGCGGCUUCGGUUGGUCGAGAACAACGGACAAGUUAUCAGUUGGGCGCACUUGGCCAUCGACUCUGAGCCGGGAUUUCUCUACGUCAUGUUCCGCGACCUCCAGGACGCCUCCGUAGCCUUCAACAGGAUGAAUGGCUUUUACUACAACGGUCAGUUCGCUUAUCUGGAAAACGUUCUAGUAAAUGAUCAUCCUAAAGUUUUUGAUGGGGAGAUAAUCAAUGCGGGCGGUCAACAGGCGGUUCGAAAGAGUACUAAAGUUUUAGGAAAGUUAGUUAUUUAUAGCUUCUUUUUGGCGAAUUAUGAAAUUUUCAGAUUACUUUUAACGAACUCUGUAAAUAACGCAAGUUCAGCGGUACAAUAGGUGAAAAGCUCAUGAAAGGUUUUUUAUUAGAUGUUUUAAAAGAAAAUGUAAGUUUUCAUGUUGCUUGGAAAAAAAAAACAGCCAUGAAGGUCAUAAAUUAUUGUUUUAUUUGCGCGGGAAAUUAAAACCUCUUUUUGGAAGCUCAGAGAAGUUAAGAUGAUUGGCAAUUACUAAAGAAGAAAAACCAUUUCCGACGCUCCGAGUUCACAUGGUAUCCUAAUAAAUUCAACAAAAGGCCCCAAAUUUCUGUUAGAAGCCGCAGUUUCAGUGGUGCAAACGAACAAAUAACUUAUUUUGAAACCUUCAGGAUGAUCUAUAUUUCAAUCGGCACUAGUUUGUCGAAGAGGAAUCUUUGAAUCACUUUGUAAAAGAAAAGAAAAUAUCUAGUUUCGCUUAUUUUUCGCUCAUUUUUUCGAAAAAAAUUUAUAGUAAUUUCAUUGGGUCAUGAGAAAAUAUAUACUUGAAAAAAACGUGAUGAAAUCUAGAGUGAAGCUGGAGAGUCACUUGAUACGACGGGCUUCAUGGAGAACUGGGAGAAAAGCGUCCAAUGUCAAGGACUCUUUUUGGGAAUUUUGUCUAAAUUAUUGGGCAUACUCACAUUGGAAGAAAAUACCUUCGAUUUUGAAAAUGGCAAUGAGAAAAUUCCGACUUUUUUUUUCAAAACAAGCUUCAAAUAAAAAGGAGCAUGUCAACUUUUUCUGACUUUUGAUGAUAAGCUAAGUCAAAAAGCAUCCAAAGCCUAGGGCUUUUUGCAGAGUUUCAAAAGUUUUUUUUCUUCGAGAAAGCAGUUCUUCGCUCGAUAAACUUACAAUAUUUUUACAAAUUAGCAUUUUUAGUUUGUGUAUGGCUUGCGGCGAGGAUAAUAUUACUUUUCGCCUCACAAAUAAGAGGUGAAAGUCGCGAAUUCGUGCUUUUCGCACUUCCUCUUCUCUCUUUCCGCAUGCUUGGGAAGUACUUGCUGUUAGAGCAUAUGUCGAAAUCAAAUUAGAACGUUUUUAAGCACCAAAAUCCUCGAGAACUCUCGAAAAGUGUGAAAAAACCUCGUCACCAGACAAAUUUCUCUAUUUUGUGUACUUCAAGCAUUUCGCUUUUUUUCGCGACCAAUUUCUCGGUUGAAGGUUGUUUUAAAAAAGAAAUCACUUCACUGUGAUUGAUUUGAGAAUGUCUUUCGGAAGUAACCACUUCACGUCGUAUAAUUUGCCUUUUCGUUUUACCUAUACCCAAAAAAAAGAAGAAGAAAGAUUAGAUAGCUGUUUUAUCUGUGAAAAAAUUCGUUUUUCUUCUUGUUUUGGAGCGUCCACUUCAUGUUAGUCCGUGUGCCUUUCCUUCGUUUUCGUUCUGACGUUUUUUUUUUCUCGUAGGCAAAAACGCUCGUUACCCCUGAAAGAAGCUUGUGUCAAAACAAGUGGACAAGUCUACUAUUUGAUAUUUUUGACCGUUUCUUAAGGUUCAUUUUAUAACCAACUCGCGAUAAACUUCACCUAAAUAAGUAUGCAUAACUUCAAAACAUACUUUCGAGCUAAAAAAGAAUCCUUUUCAAUGAAAAGGUUUUUCAAGCUGGGUUGUUGUUCCUAUCCAUGGAGAAGGUUUUCCGAUUAAAUUUGAUACGAAAAAAAGAAAAAAAAAUGAGUUUAUUGUGUUCGAAUUUUGCUCAGGCUUUUCUCAUUUCUUUCUUUUCGCAGUAGGUACCCAGCGAUAAAAGAGCCAAAGUGAUUUGUUAUGUCGAGAAUCACUGACAAAUUGGUUGGAACAUGUAAUCGCUCCUGUUGUUUUCUUGCCGAAGCAAUCAGUCUCCCAGUUUUUUACCCAUUGAGCUUGGUUGGCUUCAGGUGUUACAUUGGUCCUAUCUAUUUUCUCAUCUUACACUUUUGGGGAGCGUUGGCGGUUGUCGAGCGAAGAGUUAAGCUUUGAGCAAAUUGCAAGUUUGAAUGUAUCAGUCGGUCAUUUAUGUGCACAACAUUUCAAAAUACCAUUGAAAAUUCGAAUUCAUUCCAUACAGGGGCAAGUGAAUAACUCAAUAAGUUCAGCGGGAGCGAAUGAAAUAUAAAAAGCCGCCAAUCCCUCCUCAGUCUUUAUUAAAUUGAAGUCAGAAGUAACUUUUGAGAAAAAAAAAAACUUUUGCCAACACUACCUUUCGAAGGUUGAAAGUUUUUACCGUAUUUAUCAUAAUUUUUUUAGUCAAUCCGCCCUGCUGGAGUUAUUAAGUUUUUUUACUUUCCCACUUAUAGAAAAAAACUUUGAACAUUUAAUUCGAUUUUGAAAAACAGACCUUUCUUAUGAAAAAAAAAUUGAAUCUUCAAACGAAAUUUUCAAAAAAUGGAAAAAAAGCUCACGUUUGCUGCUGCUCAGGCGGAAUGAGAAGUUGCGUUUUCUCGCCUUGCGCGUUUGCUUCGCGGCCGAACCGUAGAAAAAACUGAAGCUGUCUUUUUCUCGAUGAGCAAGAAAAAAUUUUGAAGAAUUCCAUAUUUCUUUUCUGGUCUUGUUCCAUUUAUUUCGUCUUCGAGGAAGGUGAGCGUGAGAAAAGCUUGUUAAAUUUAACGACGAUGAGAUGACGUGACCGUUCUAUUCUCCUGCUCGCCAAUUUUUGAAUCUCAACGACUUCGAUGAGAAACCGAGAAUAAAAAAUCUCGGUCGACAUUUCAAUUGAUGAAGAAAAGAUCUUCAAAAAAAUUUUUUGCUUCCAAGGUGCUCGGCUACUACGAAAGCUGUUGCACAAGUCCAGAGGCAAUCGUUAACUGAGGCGCAGUCUAUUUUUUGUUUUGAAUGCCUUUCUCAUUGCUUCAAACAAAUAAAAAAUUUCGUGGUUUUACACGAGUUUUCUCCCUUCUGUUUUCAAGUCUGAUGUUUCAUCCGAAACAUUGAAAUUUUCUCAGAAGAUUGUCCGAUUGAGCAUAUUUUGCAACAGUUUUGGCUAUAAAUGACGUCUGAUAUGCCUUUUUUGAAAUAAGUGACCGUACAGAAUGUUUCUCAGACUUGAGAGUUUAUUUCAGCGUGAGGCUACAUCAAAACGGAAUGUUGGCUUCGAGAUAGAUGUCGGAUCUUGAAAGUACUGUGAAUGGUCUAGUUUUGCGAAAGAGGCUUCAAUUGGAAAUGCCCGCGAAUGUUCUUUUUUUCAGAUUUUUGUUUUGCGGCAAGCGUACCAGGUCAGCUGCCACGACUUGGAUUGAACAAUUGUCAUGUUGCUUCUUCGGCGCUUUCAUUUACUGAACGUGCCUCAAGGCUUUCGCGGUUCUUGGUGAAGAUUACUCCAUAUUUUUUUGCUUUGGUGAAACCUCCUCAGCUGUUCAUUUCAAUACGUUUUUUUCUGGUUACAAUCAUAUAUUAAGACAGGAACUACAUGAAAGUUAUAGUUAAUUUCACGAGUUUGACGGAUCUCAACCCUUUUGGGAUCAGCUCUCAUUGAGUUUCUCACCUUUUACGCAAGAGAACUUUCUUUUCUUUCGGAAUAAUUAACGACUGAAGGUUUUAUUUACGGCUCGAGGCAAUUAUAGAGGCCAAUCAAACGUCAACUUCCAUUCUUUUUUCUGUCUAUUCUUUUUUUCAAAAGGUACCCGCUAUGUGGGGUUAAAUCAUUCUGGCGUGCUUCCUUCUUUUUUUUUGACUCGUUUUUAAUUCUUUUGUUUGUAAAUUUUUUUUUCGUUACUCUCACUUCCAUUUCGCACUAACCAAAAUUUGUAUGUAGGUUUCUUCUGUUCUUAUCAGCUUCUAAAGGAACGACGAAAACAAUUUUCAGAGGUCUUCUUUGGUCCAAAAAUGUUAUAUCCUUGAAUAUUUCUAUUAUACGUUCAAAUAUUAAUUUCACUUAAGUACAUAGCUUCAAUAGACCAUUUCGAAAAUGUUACCCGUAGGCGUUCCUCAAAAAAUCAAGUACAUGGUCUUCAAGUAGCUUUGUCAUUUUUUGAAACGAACUUGCGUUGCGGUUUGGAGUGGAGCCAUGCAAGGGUUUUCCCCAAGGAAAUGGCCGGCCAUCAAAUCUUGAAUUGCGACGGAGCGAAACCUCGAAUGGGUCAUUGGCGCUUUCGGGCGUGACAGCUGAACCUGGAAUAAAAAGCUAUCAUUUAGAUGAUUUUUCAUAGGAAGAGCCUGAUUUUUGCCUAAACUUUUGUAGAAAAAACUUUAUACUUAGAGUUUUCAAUCGAAAACGCGUGGAUUUUAAAUGAUAAAUGUGUUGACGGACGUUUCCUUCUUCUAACCUACGCUUAGUUUUUAUUUUCUGCUUCUAUUCAUGUAGUCAAUGUGUUUUUUGUACCGCAGUAAAGAUCGCUUGCCUCGUUUUCGACUUUUUUAAUCAAAAAAGUCCUCUAAAUUAUCCAACAUCAUCCAUUCAAUGGCUGCUUUUAUCGGCGGUUAGAAGUAGAGCGUGUGCCCGAUUUAUGGACUUUUUAUGAAUUCAUUCAGUAAAGCGUGUGUGUCUUUUUUGUGCUGGAGGCUUGGCUAUGAAUAUUUUUGGUUUCCGCCUUGUGGAAAGUCUCUUCGGCUUCUCAGAAACAGUUUGAUCUUCAAAGUAAAGCUACAUAAAUUUUUGAGCUCAUUUAACUAUGUCUACGCAAUUUCUUCGGGUGUACAUUGUUAUUUAUUUUCAUGUUCGAAAAGUUUGUUUCACAACACGAGACAGAAUGUUAGAUAGGCCGCUUGGGAUUUGGAAAUGCAUUGGCAGGCUUUUGGUUUUGUAAUGAUUGUCCAAGGUUCGCUGCUUUCAAAACAGAUCGAGACAUCAGUCACGUUGUUUAGUUUUUUUUGUCCUUGUGGUCCUUCCACGAUUUCUUCGAAAUUAACUCACUUGGGAGUUGCAUAUCUGUUUCUUUUUCUUUUCUUCAUGCCGUCUUGAGUAGGAACGCAUCAUUUUCAUCUUGUUUUUUUUUCUCAAAGAUUUUUAUUCCAUCGCUUCUAUUUUAAAACUCAUUAUAAUGUUUAUCGAGUUAUGAAUCGUCUUUAAAAGCGGGCUAUUUUUUAGGAGUUACAAUUCGAAAAAUUACCAGACUUGGAAGCGCGGAAAUUUGAAAAUUUGAAAUCAUUCUAAACAAAAAAAUAAUAUUAUUUAUUUCAUUUACAAUAUAAAAUAGUUAUUGAUUAACCAAAUAAUGAAAGUUAAAGAAAGGGAUUGACUUGUUAGUUGCGAUUCUUUUUUUUUUCUUGUCCUCGGGCCACCUUCUUUCUCAAUUCCCUAGAUUGAGUUGAUUUUAUUUUCCCUUGUUAUGUCAAAGUAAAACUGAGCCGUUCUGAAACGAAAAUUUUGAGUUCAUUCUGUUUCACGAUUUCUUCUUCAACAAACUAAAUUUAAAUUUAUGUAAAUUUCAAAUUAGCUCAUCAUGUUUCGAUAUAAAAGCCAGUUUUUGCGUGUAAAGUGGCUGCAAAAAAAAAAAGAAAAAUGGAACGAGCAAGUUUACGAACUAAAUUCUGGCCAACAAGAUUUUAGUGUUAAAUUUCGAGAGUUUUUCGGGCUUGUCAAACCAAAUCUGGGCGACGCAUUUGAGAUGUUUUUCGUAUCUGCUUGAAGCAUCCCAAUUGCAGCUGCUGCGACGGAAUUUCGCGUUCCUUCAGGACGAACUUGUCUAUUCUUCGAUCUUUUUUCUUUUCAUAACGGAAACUCGUAACAGUUUUUUCCUAUUACGAAAAUGUGAAGUCUAAGAAAUUUUAAUUAUCUGUAAACUUCAAGUCACAAUUUCAGGCGUAAGUCAACUUGAUGUAUGAAGGAUUCUUACAAGAAGCUUUUAAUAACUAGGAAUUGCUUUGUCAUCUUCAUUUUUCGGUCGGCCUUUUGUCGAGGUUCGCAAUUCUUUUUUUUUUUGGCGUUUUAAUUCUCGGAUUGCCUCGUAACCUUAGGUUUCGCAGUCGCAAUUUUUGUGUUAUAACGUUGCUCGACACGCUAUUUUGCUUGCUUGCCUCCUCGGUGGAAUCGAAGCCGGCGGGUUUUGUGGGAGUUGAUGAAUCGCCUAUGGGCACCGGCCAUUAACCAAGUGAUUAACAGGCGCCGGAGAAAUGAUGAGAGGUGCAGGGAAAGUCCGAAGACAUGAGGUCGAUUAAUUUCUCGCAGCACAAUAUGGCGCCGUCGAGCCAAUUGCUUAUUUUCUCCUAAGGAAGUUCUUGUGUGGACUUCAUCUUUUCCUCUGUUUCAGUUUUGCCCUCCUCUUUUCCUUCCGUCUUCGCUGCUCUCACGGCGACUUCUUGUCCUUCACAGCUUGCCUCAACUUUUGCAGAAAAAAUUCUUCUGGCAACAUUUCGAAACCUUUGUUCUUUGUCCAUCUUUUUUGUGUCGAUUCUCAUUAAUGCUUUGUAAAAUGAAUUUUUUCGUUUAAACGAUGAAGUUCAAGUUGGAAGAUCAAACGCCGGUUUCUUUUUCCUUCAUUUUUUUAUUUUCUGAAAAAUUAAGACCUAUUUCAUUGAUGCUCAAUAUUGGGCUUCUAUGUUUUUAAAGUAGUUUUCAAAUGGAAAGUUCGCCGAAAAACAGUUUUCCUCGUGGGUGUUUACUUCGCAAGAAAAAGAUUCUUUCAGUCAUUUGCCUCUUUUUUCCCGACCUUCAGGCUCCUAGUCGCGUGUCUUCUUUCUUCUCAUUUGCCGACUUUAUUAACCACGAUAAAUGUUUUUUUCUCUAGUUUGAAUCAACCAUUACUAUUAUCACGCUUGUAACUUCUAAAGAGGUUUUUUUUUCUGAAUAGAGUGAUGGUUCAAAAAUUGCAAAAAAAUCUUGAGACAUUAUUACAACUCUGAUAAAAAGCAAGAAAAGCUUUUUUUAUCCUGCAUUAUGCGUGAAAAAGAAUUAUUUAGCUGAAUAGUAUAUAAAAAAAUAUUUUUUUGCGGAGAGCGCGCCAAAAAAAUGAAGAAACCUUUCUGAAAAAAACUAUUGAACAUUUGAAUAUUUAUUUCACUCUGAUACAACUAUUUCACCUGUUCAAAUCACUUUAGGUCAUUUUCAAAAUUUCUCCAUUUGAACUUUAGAGGUUUCUGUCAUAGAAAAUUGACAUUUUCUGGAUUUAAAGCUCAAGUUUUCAUCAAUCUCUAAUUUGGCACAUGCGCUCGAGCCUAAUGGGCGUGUGGCAUGCAUAAACGCAUUUUUUACCAAGUAAAUAGUUUGCGAAGCUUGCGCAGACGAUUUUUUUUUUCAUUAUUUUUUUUCUCAUUGCGAGUUCUGAACUCGAUUUCAUUAUGACAUUCUGCUGUGAAGACUCUGUAAACUGGAAUGUCCCAUCAGAAAAUGUUUUAACGUUCGGAGAAGCAUAGGGGUUAAAAUAGCAGCUCCUUUUUUUUAAUUAGGGUAACUUAAGUGCAUUAAAAAAUCUUUUUAUGGGAAUUCGGUUAGAAAGUACACUGAUGUUUUUUGGAGAAAAGAAAAAUGAAAGACAUCGGAAGGUCCCUUCAAAUUCAAAACCAUUGACCUCUUAAAAAUCUCUUGCUCGGUGCAUUAACUGUCGGUUAUUAAAAAAAAGGCUAUUAACUAUUUUCUGCAUUGAUACGUUCUACGAAAGGUUUUACGGUUCUUUUCUGAAAAUUCGUCGGCAAAGUCAAUUCAGAAACCUCUUGAAUUUCUGGAAGGGAUUCUUUUGGUGGGCGGUGAGUCCUGUGGCGGUUGCUUUCGAUUAUUUUCAUUUCCGCCUCGCAGGUCCAUUCGGGUCCGCUGGUUUUUCUCGGGUGUCGGAAUCCCAGAGCUGUCCAUGCAUAUAGAUAUCAUCUUGACGGCCGAAAAACUAUGACUUUUUCUUGGAGACUCCUUUCUUGCUCCAUUCUUUUCGCUCACCUCUUGAAGUCACUCUUGCGCAAAUUUUUUAUAGCGCGGUUGUUUGUGGCGAUUUUGAUUUGUUCUUCUUAUUUUAUGCUUCUCGUUAAUUCAUAUAAUAUUGUUAAGGUUGCUAGUUCCAAGCAUAGAUCUUUUUUGAGUAUAUCAGGAAAAAAAAGGAGGAGAAAACAUAUUUCGGACUUUUUAGUUAGAAAAAAUAUGGCGAAAUUCGGGUUAGUAAUGAGAUAAUAUCAUGUUUUCCUGAAAAUUAUUUUUAAUCUAAUUUUUUUUUUCACUAUCUGCUCUCUUUGGUUCACUUCAAGUGCAUUUGAAUCCCAAAUUUUUAUUUUUAUUGUGGAACAUCCGUUGUUUAUUGCGUUUACUUCACGUUGGAGCACAUUUAUGGAGAUUAUAUUUUCUUUUUGUUUUCAUUUUUCCGACACCCUUUUCGCACGGCAACUAACGCCAGCUGGUAUUCUUUUUUUAUAAUUAGUAUCGAUUUUUUUCUUUUUUUCUGAUUUUAGCUGUCGUUAUAAUCAAAUGUAAAUUUCUAUGAAAUUCUUUAGCUAACUAUUUCUAGCAAUUAGAAGGCCAUUUCGGAAGUUCACGUCAUGAAAAGUUUUUUAAGCGAAAGUAGGCAUUCCAUUAGAAAUAAUGCGAUAACUACUAUCAAUCAAAAAAAAAAACUUGGUUCAAAACGAGGAACAAUUUGGUUCGUUGGUCCUCACAAAUUUCAGUGAGAAUAUCAAGACGAGUUUUUCAUCCGCUAAUUGGAAAAUCUCAGUAAUGUACAUUUCAUUACAGCCUGUUUGAACAAUUGAAUCUCAGGAAUUUUAAAAAAUCAUAAACAUCUAAUUUUCAAUGCUCAGAAAAUUAUCGUCAAACCCAUUUCGAGUAAGAAUUUAGUUUUGAACAAUUGGAACGUAGUUAACAUCAUUCAAAACAGUUAGAUAAUUGUUUCAACGUCCAAUUAAUCUAUUAUCGUACAAAGUCAUUGUAUGGCGGUAGAGGAAGAAUAGAAAUUUUAGUUCCCACUUCAUAAUAAAUUCCACGUCCACUAAAAUAUUCUACUAUAAUUUCUAAAAAAAAACUCAAUUUUUUUUGGGUUUUGAGUUCAUUUUUUUUAUUCAAUCAAAUUAAUCUCAAACUCGAAUAGUUUUCAGUCAAGAAUAAAUUCGGUUUUCGAGCGCAGCUAGAUAAAUUCAUUCGGCUCGCAAGCUGGUUUGUCUUGUUAGGACUGACUUCGGGAAAUGUUAUCUUACCCUUUUUGACGCAGGUGGUUGCGAACUCUAUAAGUUUUUCGCAGCUUAUGGCCUCAGUUUGCUCUUUUUCUACUCUUUUUGUCCAGCUCAGCCUUUUCGUAGAAGGCUUUUUUUCUGCCUUACAAUUUUUUUUGCGCCAUAUUAAAAAAAAAUUUGAAUUUGAGCUUUUAAUUAUCAUCUUUCUGCACCUGUAAAUCGUAGAUUUGAUUUCAAGACGCAUGAUCAGUAAUUUCCACUCGGUUCAUGCAACAAAAUUAAUUCACAUUUUCACAAUAGACUGAUUAAUUUUUAACGAAAUUGUUAGCUGAUUGGAACACGCCGUAGUAGUGUUGCCAUGGUGUCUGCUUAUUUAGGCCGGUUUUUUAAUUCCUUAUGCUUCGCAGCUCUUUUUCUGAACUUCUGAGAACGACUGCAGCUGAAACUCUUGGGCAUCUGUACUUGCGUUUUCAGUGUCUUUCAUUCCUUCUCUGCUAACUUACCAAAGGUUCUUUUGGUCAAACCCUCGGACCGUUUUGCUCUUUGAAGUUUUUUUUGAACCAAUCAAGCAACCAGUUUGAAUUAUUUGCCAGGAUGUUUUCGAGAGUCGUAGAGAUUACAUGAAAAUGCUUUUUGUUUUCUGCUUGAAAAUUUGAGUUCUUUCAGGACGCCUUGUCGCGGUGCGCUUCCUCCGCCACGAGAAGUACGCAGAGCGGUUCCCAAACUGUGCCAAGCUCUGA